Messenger RNA from Trichoderma virens Gv29-8, 1622 nucleotides. RefSeq lists its product as uncharacterized. The transcript has a single exon. Gene Ontology annotation, cellular component: nucleolus. NCBI's taxonomy places the organism in Eukaryota, Fungi, Ascomycota, Sordariomycetes, Hypocreales, Hypocreaceae. Gene Ontology annotation, biological process: maturation of SSU-rRNA from tricistronic rRNA transcript (SSU-rRNA, 5.8S rRNA, LSU-rRNA). The record is from RefSeq and is a predicted model, not a curated record. The coding region runs from base 225 to 1433 and encodes 402 amino acids.
UUUUCCCAUCCGCUUGGUGAUAAGAGUGGUGAGGAAAGAUCAACGACGCUUGGGCAUUUUCUCUUUUGUUUUGUCUCUAGAUCUUUGUUCUUCCAUAGUCGUUGCCGCACUCCAAAGGGAGAGCGAAAAAGAAACAAUCAACUACCGAAUAUAUUCUCCCGACGGAGGCUCGAGGAAGUUGACCUCCCAUCUCUCUCAUCACAUCAUUUCACACUCUUCACACCAUGUCAACCCCAAAGAGAAGAACCGCCGCCAAGCUGGCUACCCCAGUCGUCAAGCCGGAUGCGAGAAGGGCAACCAGAAACACAAUUGACGAAUCCAGAACGACCGUGGCUGGAACUGAUGCCCUGCGGAGCUCCCAGGUCGAGACGAUAGAGAUCUCGUCCGAUGCCGACAGCGACGAAGACCUUUCUGACGUCGACGACGCCAACAACGAGGCUGAGCAGAACCCAGAGUCAAAGCCUUUGGCCAAUGGCCAGCAGAAGCCCAAAAAGGACGACGCAGACGACGCAGAAUCAGAUGCUGAGGGGACAUCGCCCUCGUUUGGCGAGCUGCUGCGCGGCAGCGAGGCCAUCGACGUUACCGCCAUGCUGCAGCAGUCUUCCACAGACACAAACGCCGUUGUCCAGGCGUCGCGGAAUGCCAUCGCCCCUCCUACCCACCAGUCCCUCACAACCGUCCUCACCCAAGCCCUGAAAACCGACGACACAGACCUUCUCGAGUCCUGCCUGCACACGACCGACAUCCCCACCAUCCGAAACACAAUCGAGCGCAUCGACAGCUCCCUGGCCGGCAUCCUGCUCAACAAGCUGGCCGCCCGGCUACACAGACGGCCUGGCCGUGCCGGCACCCUCAUGACGUGGGUGCAGUGGACGCUGGUCGCUCACGGCGGUGCCCUGGCGGCGCAGCCCAAGCUCCUGCACGACCUCAACAGCCUGCAAAAGGUGCUGGCCGAGCGAGCAAAGGGCCUCAACAGCCUGCUCGCCCUCAAGGGCAAGCUGGACAUUCUCGAGGGUCAGAUGGAGCUGCGGAGGAAGAUGCAGCGGAGCGCCGGCCUUCUCGGCGAGGGCGACGAAGACGCUGACGAAGAGGACGUCAUCUACGUCGAGGGCGAGGAGCGCGACGCCGAGCAGAAGGAUGCCGCCAACGGAGUGCGCUCCCGCAGAAGAGGCAAGGGCGGCGCCGACGCGGACGAGGACGACGAUGACGAGGACCGCGUUCUGAAUGGCUUCAUUGGUGACUCGGAGGACGAGGAGGAGGGCUCUGAGCAGGGCGAGGACGAGAGCGACGACGGCGAGGAGCCCCUGGAUGAGGACGAGGUCAACUAUGACGACGUAGACGAGUCCAUGGGCGAGGACGACGAGAGCGACGUCGAGGUUGCGCCGCCGACAAAGGUGCAGAAGGUGUCAAAGGGGUUUGGGAAGAAGAAAUGAGAGAGAGCAAGAGAGCACGGGGGGCCUAAAGUGUAACAAAGAAAAAAUGAGAGCUGUGUGUGAAAAGAAAAAAGCAAAGCUGGGUGCAAGAGGCAUAGCAUUCUGAGGUCCUCAUUCUGGGCGUUUGGUAACUACUUAAUAUGUUUUGUCAAAGAGGUAGAUGUGGAUAUUGUACUUUGAUUCUCUUCG